AGGCGAAAAUUUGCGCCAGACGGUUCAGUGGCGCUUUGGCCAGCAUUCGAUUCGGGUGCAUUUUCCUCCCGUAGUUAAAAUAGGAACCUUUAUCGACUCGGGAAUUGAGAAGUGUUUGUGGUCCUGGUAGUUUAACAUGUGCCGAAAUAUGAUGCAGAAAAUGUUGAAAUAAGUCAAAAUAGUUUCCAUCUGUUCAGGUGUUGAGAAGAAAAAAGCUGGAAAAUCAGUACAGCUGAAAAAUCUGUCCCACUAUAAGUGCUCUACUUUAUUAGCAGUUUCUUGCUCAAAGAUACUAAUUAAUCGCAGAUAAAUGAUGUAACCGGCGACGGUAAGGCAGUAGUUUCAAUCUCGACGCAGCGUGGUAAAUUAUGCACCUAUGAAUAAUUAUCCGAAAAAAAAGUGAUCGCGAGUGUAACGAACCCAAUGCUUGGAUCAAAUCGACUGUGAACCAAUUCCGUCAGUUUUUUACCCGAUUCGUCGUUCCUUUGAGUGCGAAUUACCGCAAUCAGCACGACUAGUCGAGCCGUCGUCGUCGUCGACUAUCGAGCACCGAUCCAACCCGCCUGAAUUUCAAUUAGUCUUCCAGCCAGGCAGAACUGACGGCUGCAAGUAAAAGCAUAACAUUUUCCGACUUUUCUCCAAAGUCGCACCCGGUUACCGAACGGAACAGCGGGCUCAUUUGCGAUUUAAUAAGCAGCAAAAAUGGGAAACAUUUUCCUACUGCUGUGCGGCUUCUAUCUGAUAUAUUUGGAUAAGGUCAAUGCAUCUUGGGGCACACCAGACAGCAAUCAGUAUCACAUCCAAACAGACGAAGGACCCGAACGAUAUUUUAAGUAUCAAACUGACAACGGCCAGUACCGGAAGGAGAAGCGCCUACAAGAUGGUACAGUGAUAGGAACUGAUGCGUGGAUUGAUGCCUCCGGCUAUCUACGCCAGAAGGACUACAUCGCCGAUGACAAAGGCUAUCGAAUAUUGAAAUCGAAAACGGUAUUUGUGGGAAGUGAUAUUCCGAUUCAGGAUGCCAUGAAAUCCGUCAAGAAUCGACCGGCUGACUCCGGUGUCCUAGUGUCCCAGGGUCCAGCCUAUCCACCUCCAAAACCACCGCGACCGGUUGCCAUUGCGCCUCAAUCUCCCGCACCGAUAGCACCACCGGUGACCACGACGGGCAUCAAAGCUGUAUUCAUUAGGCCACACUCGCAGCCCGUCAAUACAAACUAUCUGCCAGCAGAUAUUGAACAAUAUUUACCGCCUAGCAGACAUUACCCAUCCAGCACGCCAAGGCCUAAUGUCUUCAUACCUUCCAGCACGCCGUAUUCUCCGCUUGCAGGGAACGAUAUUUCCUCGACGCCGAUCGCAGUAUAUCCGCCUGCUUCAACGCCUUCUCCUCUAGCCGAUCGUUCCCAGGCUCAUCUACCUCCGCUAGUCAUCUACAACAGCGAUACGAGACAACCGAACGAAUUCGAUUAUCAGACACCACGACCCGAAAACUCCUACAGUUACCAGCUGAGCAAUGAUCUACUACCUCCAAAACAGCACUACUACCGUGUGGUACCUUACUCUACUCCCUUUCCACACAGGCGGCGACUUCAGCAGGAAAGGAGACGUCCUCCUUACGUCCAGCCCAUUACCAUCACUUCAGCGGCUCCCUUUAUUGAGCGGGCUACUCCAGCUCCUAAACCUCUGGUAGUUCCACUCUCCGACAACAAUCUCGAUUCUCUGCCGAGUUUCAACCGAGAUCUGCUGGAACCGCCGGCAAGCUACCAGCAGUACCAAACGAUUCGACGAGACGACGAUCACAUCUACGACGGUGUGUCGGUUACUAACGACGGUUUCCGGUACUAUCUACCGCGGCAGUAUCACGAGGAAACCAACUCCGGUAGUUCAUCCCGAGAGGGUAGCUUCGGAUACAUCGACCCGUUCGGUAUCCGCAGGGUUGUGUAUUACAACACCGGCCCCGGCAAAGGAUUUGUCCAUCGGAAGAACAAUCGCUUCGUAGGAUUUAACGCUACUCCUUAUGAUCCACGACCGCUGUAAAAACGUGGGAGAACUUCCCACGCGAAUCGCCUACCACCACCCUUCAAUCGCCAAGUUCUUACGCUUCCAUUAAAUUAUUUAUUAGCCCUAGUUCUACCCACGACGGUAAGCAUUCGCGAUAGUAGGUUUAGUUAAUUAACGAUUUCAAUCUGAUCGAGAUCGGGUGCCACUAGCUGAUGAUGAUAAUGAUGAUGAUGAUGAUGGUGGUGGUCAACUGGACUCUCGACAGAUGUGCGGAGGCGAUGUCAUUACAGGCUACGAUUGCUUUUACCGCGCCGCGGGCGUUCUUCGUGACACUGCUAAAGUAAACUAAAGCAAAUAGCUUAGCCGAGAUUAAAGUUGAACUUUACCGGUUCUUUGUAUCGUUAGUGGGUAAAUGAAAUGUCCCUCCCCCGUCGAGUAAAUUGUUGACCUUCCAGCAUCAGGCACGAGUCCGCUCGUUUUGAUGGUUUGAGGGCUGUUGACAAUCCUAAUCCUGCAUGCUGGUCAGACAGAACUAAGUUAGUAGUGGGUGCGGUGUUCGAAAUGGGUGGGGUUUUCUGGCUUGACGUUUUGGACGAAAUUAAAUUUUGCUUGGCGUAUCAGAAUAUAUAUGUUGGGUCGAUCAUCGGACAAAUUUGGAUAUGUCAACCUAUAUAAACGCUUUUCGCUGCUCUACUCUACUCAUAGGUAUUUGCUUUGCUAUCGGUCACGGCAUGCUAAGUUACACUUUUUUUUUGCAAAUCCAUUAAACCAUUCGAACACCGCUUGUCACCACAAGUAUUAGUCACAUUUUUUUUUCGUGUGGCGCCUCUUUUUAGCACUGCAAAGAUUGAUGAAAGUUUCAGGGAGCGUUGGUUCCAUAAAUCAACAAACUGCUGACGAUUUCAAUGCCAGCUCAAUUGUUCAAUUUCAGUCACUCAUAACAGUAGGCGCUAGUUCAAUUCAAUCACAGGUUUCAAUGCUCCCUCCUACCAUAAACCAUGCACUCAAAGCGAAUCGGUUGAAUUUAGAAUGACUUCAGAGUUUUGGAUUGUGAUCGGUUCUGAGAUGCAAUAAUUAAAGGGUGAACUAAGCAAACUUGCCUGAGUCAGUUACCUGACACGGUGACCUCGUCAUUGAUCCGUAUAAGCUAUAACUGGGUAAAUUAUUUUUCGCGCGAAAAGUCAUUAUGUAUGCAAAACAAAAAACAACAUUUUUCCUACAAAUUUUGCACAGUUGUCAGUAAAAAGCGAUAUUGUGGUUGUGACUAGGGGCAGAUCACUAUAGAAAUGUAUAAUAAAUUUGCAUCAAAUUAGAUAAUUUCGCUAAUUUUCAAAAAUGCAUCACAAGUUAUCUGCUUCUAGGGUUGUGAGCAAAAAGGCUGUGUCGCCAAAAUUCAACCGAAACUGUUAUGUUUUCGAUCCAAUUUUUUGGAACUGUUACGAGAAUAUUGUUUGAUUCGUAAUCUUUCGUAAUCUUUCCUUAUUAUGACGACGCGCCACGCCGCCGACGCACAGAGGAGUAACUGGUGUCAAAUACUGGCCAAAAAUAUUUGUUGCUGCUAUUGCUUUUAUGAUGCCUGAUGUGAACAAAAAAUAGACAAUGGGCCCUAUUCUC
Molecule: messenger RNA, 3612 nt
Organism: Topomyia yanbarensis
Lineage: Eukaryota; Metazoa; Arthropoda; Insecta; Diptera; Culicidae
Exons: 4
Coding region: 703-2034 (443 amino acids)
Cellular component (GO): chitin-based extracellular matrix
Molecular function (GO): structural constituent of chitin-based larval cuticle
Source: RefSeq, a predicted model, not a curated record